Gadus macrocephalus (Pacific cod) is the source of this 3185-nucleotide messenger RNA. It is a transcript of the gene kif3b, whose product is annotated as kinesin family member 3B. Lineage: Eukaryota; Metazoa; Chordata; Actinopteri; Gadiformes; Gadidae. Gene Ontology annotation, biological process: microtubule-based movement. Gene Ontology annotation, molecular function: ATP binding; microtubule motor activity; microtubule binding. The transcript is spliced from 9 exons. The record is from RefSeq and is a predicted model, not a curated record. Bases 211 to 2538 code for a protein of 775 amino acids.
CUCUUCUUGGCAGGUUGGGCGGAGAAUCUGGCCCACUCUGGCAACACUGAUCUCCAUCCUGGUUCUCAAGGAUGAACCGCUAAUGGCUGCGGAGCUGAGGACUGCUAAGGCUGGCUACUGAGAUAUCCCGGUCGAGCCAUCCGCCCCUCAUUGAAGUGUAACUGAAGCUGCUCUUGAUUGUAGUGGGGAUACGGAGGGCUCCUCCUCACCAUGUCGAAGAGCAAGAGCCCCGAGUCGGUGAAGGUGGUUGUCCGCUGUCGGCCCAUGAACGAGAAGGAACGGGCAACCAAGUUUGAGAGGGUCGUCACUGUGGAUGUUAAACUUGGCCAAAUUAUUGUCAGGAAUCCCAGAUUGGCCUCAGCCCACGAACACCCCAAGGUCUUUACCUUUGACUCGGUCUAUGAUUCAAACUCCAAACAGAUAGAUCUCUAUGAUGAAACCUUCAGGCAGCUGGUGGAUUCAGUUCUACUGGGGUUCAAUGGAACAAUCUUUGCCUAUGGGCAGACUGGCACAGGUAAGACCUACACUAUGGAGGGGGUUAGAAAUGACCCUGAGAGGAGGGGGGUUAUCCCCAAUUCCUUUGAACACAUCUUCACACACAUAUCACGCUCCCAGAACCAACAAUACCUAGUGAGAGCUUCCUAUCUUGAGAUCUACCAAGAGGAGAUAAGAGACUUGAUUUCCAAGGACCAGUCGCAUCGUCUUGAGCUGAAGGAGAGGCCCGACACUGGUGUGUAUGUCAAAGACCUCUCAUCGUUUGUUACCAAGAGCGCCGCGGAGAUCGAGCGCGUCAUGAUCCUGGGGAACCAGAACCGGUCAGUCGGGUCUACCAACAUGAACGAACACAGCUCGCGCUCCCACGCCAUCUUCGUCAUCACGGUCGAGUGCAGUGAGCUGGGCGUGGACGGAGAGAACCACAUCCGGGUGGGCAAGCUGAACCUGGUGGAUCUGGCAGGCAGCGAGAGGCAGGCCAAGACGGGCGCCCAGGGGGAGAGGCUGAAGGAGGCCACCAAGAUCAACCUGUCCCUCUCGGCGCUGGGGAACGUGAUCUCGGCGCUGGUGGACGGCCGGAGCUCCCACAUCCCUUACCGCGACUCCAAGCUCACCCGCCUGCUGCAGGACUCCCUCGGGGGCAACGCCCGCACCGUGAUGGUGGCCAACAUCGGGCCGGCGUGCUACAACGUGGAGGAGACGCUGACCACGCUGCGCUACUCCAACCGGGCCAAGAACAUCCGGAACAAGCCCCGCAUCAACGAGGACCCCAAGGACGCGCUGCUCCGGGAGUUCCAGGAGCAGAUCGCCCGGCUGAAGGAGCAGCUGGAGAGGCGCACGGGGAAGAGGAAGAAGAAGAGGCGGCCCAGGAGGAGGGCCGGGGAGGGCGGUCACGAGGGAGACCUGGAGGACGGAGAGACGGACGAUGAGGAGGAGGAGGAGGAGGAGGAGGAGGGAGAGGGAGAGGGUGGCGACCAGGGGGACUACUGGCGGGAGCAGCAGGAGAAACUGGAGGGCGAGAGGAAGGCCAUCAUGGAGGACCACAGCCUCGUGGCCGAGGAGAAACUGCGGCUGCUCAAGGAGAAGGAGAAGAAGAUGGAGGACUUGAAGAAGGAGAAGGAGGUUGGGGAGAUGCUGUCCGCCAAGGUCAAGGCCAUGGAGAGUAAACUCCUGGUGGGGGGUAAGAACAUUGUGGAUCACACCAACGAACAGCAGAGGAUCUUGGAGCAGAAGAGACAUGAGAUCGCUGAACAGAAACGGCGGGAGCGGGAGAUGCAACAGCAGGUGGAGAAUCGUGAUGAGGAGACCCUGGAGCUAAAAGAGACGUACAGCUCUCUGCAGCAAGAAGUGGACAUCAAAACCAAGAAGCUCAAGAAGUUGUUUGCUAAGCUGCAGGCGGUGAAGGCCGAGAUCCAGGACGUACAGGAGGCUCACAUCAAGGAGCGGCAGGACCUGGAGCAGAGCCAGAACGAGCUGACCAGGGAACUCAAGCUCAAGCAUCUGAUCAUUGAAAACUUCAUCCCCAUGGAGGAGAAGAACAAGAUAGUAAGCAGAGCCUUCUUUGACGAGGAGGACGACCACUGGAAAGUGAAGGCCAUCACACGGCUAGAGGACAACCACCAGAUGAUGUGCAGGCCUGUGUCGGCGGUGGGCUACAGGAGACCUCUUAGCCAGUACGCCCGUGUUGCCAUGGUGAUGAGGUCUGAGGCCCGGUACAAGGCUGAGAACCUCCUGAAGCUGGAGAUGGACCUGCCUGAGCGGACCACCAGGGACUACGAGGAGCCGGCCAUCGCCCCCAACGUGGCGGCGGCCCUGGAGGCGGCCCUCCGAGACGAGGACGAGAUCCAGGUGGACGCCUCGGGCUUCCACAGCAGCCUGGGGCUGACGGGGGGGGCCAGUCCCGCCAGCGCCGGAGGCAGCCUCAGGAAGCCCAAGUCAGGCCGAUCGAAAACGGGCAAGAAGUCGAGCGCCCCGACGUCUCCGUUCAGCCCGUCCAGCCCGGCGUCUCCUCUGUACCCCCAGUCCCGCGGCCUGGUGCCCAAAUGACCCCUCCACUAGUGGCACCAACCCCACCGCCUGGAGGGAACGGGGGAUGGGAUCUGGGUCGGGCUGGUGUUUUAUCUGGAAUACCAUUAUAAUCUUUAUUCCCUGAAGACAAGAAAAGAGUGUUGGUUCUGAUAACCAAAGAUUUCUUGAACAUUUAACACAAAAAACAUGCUGCUGUUGUUUUUACCGAACCCUCCAAAGUCCCUCCACUGAUGGUUCUCUGGUUGUCUGGAGAUGGCUUAACCCUCCUGAGUUACUUAUUGGAUGCAUGCUCUGGCAAUGCACUUCCUCAACUUUAUAAAACUCAACCACACUGGCAUAGUUCUACUCUGAUAUGGGACAGAAUGCCACAAGUCUUGUUUCAAUAUUUAAAUGUGUGUGUGUCUGUGUGUGUGUGUGCGUGUACGUACCUGAAUGUUGAACUUCAUAGGUUUGCAUCAUAUUGCGCUGUUCUCGUUACAUGUUUUGUAGUGGGGAAAUGUGUCUAUUUGUGUUUUUCUUUCUGCUGAAGCACUAUGUGUAACGAGGGCAAAUGGCCAACUUGGUCAAGUGGCUGUAAUUGCUAAGGUGCUGGAAAAUGCUAGAGGGGGUUACUUCAAGAGAGUGCAGCACAUACACUACAUGUUUGUGUAUUGUUCUUGGAGCAG